AACAGUGCGCACCGUGACAACGUGGAAGGGGGAGGAAAGGUUUCAGCGUUUGGACGAAGCAUUCCUCAAACAGGGACACGGUACCAGUAACAAGUUUAAGCUGUUGCUUUACAGUUUGGUUGCAUUUUGCUGAUUGUGAGUCGCAAGUCUUUUGAACGAUCGCAUUCCAGAAACUGCGACAUCAUGGAUGGCCUGGAAAAGCAGCUAAUCUGUCCGAUCUGCCUGGAGAUGUUCACCAAGCCGGUGGUGAUCUUACCCUGUCAACACAACCUGUGCCGGAAAUGUGCUAAUGACAUAUUUCAGGCCUCAAAUCCUUAUUUGCCAACACGUGGAGGUUCUACGAUGAGCUCUGGUGGUCGGUUCCGUUGCCCCUCUUGCAGACAUGAAGUGGUCCUAGAUCGACAUGGUGUUUAUGGACUCCAACGGAACCUUCUAGUGGAAAACAUAAUCGACAUGUACAAACAGGAGACAAUCAGUACAAGCAAUAAAGCAGAGCCACAGCAGAAACCAGCUGUAAUGAUGUGUGAGUUACAUGAGGAUGAGAAGAUUAAUAUUUACUGUGUGUCCUGCUCUGUUCCCACCUGCUCCUUGUGCAAAGUGUUUGGUGCUCAUCAGAACUGUGAAGUUGCACCAAUCAGUAGUGUCUACGAGAACCAGAAAACAGAGUUGUCAGAGGGUGUUGCUAUGCUUGUGGGAAACAAUGACAGAAUUCAAGCCAUCAUCAGCCUGCUGGAGGAGAGCUGCAGAUCUGUGGAGGAGAAUGGUCGCAAGCAGAAAAUGCAUGUGUGUGAGUCGUUUGAUCACCUGUAUGCAUUACUGGAAGAUAGGAAAGGUGAGCUGACACUUAAAAUCAGCUCUGAACAGCAGGAGAAGCUCAAUUACAUCAAAGGCCUACAGCGCAGGUAUACAGAGCAUCUGGACAAUAGUGCAAAGCUGGUGGAGACAGGAAUCCAAACCAUGGAGGAACCAGAGAUGGCCCUAUUCCUGCAGAAUUCAAAGCCUCUACUACAGAAGAUAGUAGAAGGGAGGAACACUUCUUACUUGGAGAAGUUGGAGCGUGGUUAUGAAAAUAUGGAUCAUUUUACUGUCAGCUUUGAGCAUGAAAAAAAAGCCAUCCUUAACAUUGACUUCACCAGAGAUGAUGAUGGAGCUGAUGAGGAAGAGGUUCUUGAAAUUCAAUUGGUUAAUGAUGCAAGUGUCAGUAGCUGGACUCAGGAGUCUGAAGAAUUUAAGACAUCCCCUGUCAAGCAAAGCCCUAUCCUGACUUCAGUCUCCCAACCAGUUGAAGACAGCGCAUCUCAACUGACUGCGGCUCCAAGCCCUGCUCAGACAGUGGACUCCAGUUCAACACAAAACACAUCACUUUCUACUUCCACUACUGUCCAAACAAAAAGCACUAGCAUGUCACAGAAUAUAUCCUCAGUCACACCAACUCCAACCACAGACCCCAGUGCUCCAGAAAAAACUGCAGCAGAGGGAUCCACCAACCCCAGUGCAGGAAUUGCCAAUCAAAGCUCAGAUGGGCCACGCCAUGUUUUCUCCUUUUCCUGGCUAAAUACACCCAAAUAAAAAUGAUGUUCUAAAUGAGGCAAUUUCUUUUUACCAGACAUUCAGCUAAAAUCACAUGACUUUUUGGGUUUUCUUUUUCUUAAGAGACAUUACAUGAAGCAGAUAUUCCAUUAUGAUAAAUAUAUAUUCCAUUAUGAUAUAUACGAAUAAAUGAAUAAAUAAAUAUAUACUGAAAAAUUCACUUAUUGACUUGCCCAAGUACAACUUAUCAUGAAGGAAAUAUAGGUUAAAGCAGAAGCAAAACUAAACAACUUCCACUCUGGUGUCCUCUGCAUGAAAUUGAAUGUAAUUUGGAACGUCAAACUGCUUUUAUUUUAAUUUUAACUAAAAAUUUUCAAUGUUUAUCUAAAACUAUUAAAAUAUUUUGCAAUAAAUAAACUUCCUUCAUGUUCAUAUAUCUGUUAUAUAUAUAUUAUCUGACUGCACUCUUCAUUUCAGACUCCAGCAGUGGGACAAUGUAUUGGACAGCACAGAAUAAUCCGAAAGCUAUAAAAUUCUGUAAUUAAAUGUGAUCAUUGCUCAGUAAGGGGUGAGUGAAAAAAAUAAAAGAAUAUGAAUGUAAA
Messenger RNA from Tachysurus vachellii, 2132 nucleotides. It is a transcript of the gene trim55a, whose product is annotated as tripartite motif containing 55a. The record is from RefSeq and is a predicted model, not a curated record. Bases 184 to 1569 code for a protein of 461 amino acids. The transcript has 10 exons. Gene Ontology annotation, molecular function: zinc ion binding. NCBI's taxonomy places the organism in Eukaryota, Metazoa, Chordata, Actinopteri, Siluriformes, Bagridae.